UAGAAAAUUUUUGAUUCAGUUUGAGUUUGAAACCCUUCGGUGUAAAAGACAAUUGAAACGGAACUCUUGCAAUUUUUACGAAACAAUGCUAAUUUCACAGUUUUUUGUUGGCCAAGAGAUUUUCAUAACUGGCGGUUCAGGCUUUAUUGGUAAGGGACUCAUUGAAAAGAUUUUGCGUUCUUGCCCAAAUGUGGCUGCCGUGUAUGUUCUAUUGCGCCCAAAAAAAGGAAAACAUAUUGAGCAGCGUCUAAGCGAUAUACUACAGUCGAAAUUAUUUGAGCGCGUCAGGCAGGAACAGCCGCAAGCUUUAAAGAAAGUACACGCUAUCGCUGGCGACUGUAGCGAAUUGGGUCUGGGCAUCAACGAAAAGGAUUUGAAACUAUUGCAGAAUGUAAAUAUUAUUUACCACUCGGCUGCCAGUGUGAGAUUCGAUGAUCCAUUGCGCGAUGCUAUUCUAAUGAAUACCCGUGGAACUUAUGAGCUGAUUAAAAUCGCUGAAACUCUGAAGCAGCUCAAGGUCUUUAUGCACGUGUCCACCACUUACUGUUAUCCAAAUCGGCGUAUUGUUGAGGAGAAGUUUUAUCCAUCAUAUGCCGACUGGCGUACAACGAUUAAACUAGCGGAGACUUAUGAUACUGAAACCUUGAAUGUUUUCAAUUUAAAAUAUGGCGAUUUUCAGCCGAAUACCUACACCUUUACUAAAAGCUUAGCGGAACAAAUUAUCAAGGAGUACAAGGAUCGAUUGCCUCUGGUCAUAUUUCGCCCAUCAAUAGUCGUGUCGUCGAUUGAAGAUCCUGUACCCGGUUGGGUGGACAACUUUAAUGGUCCCAUUGGCAUGCUGGUGGCUUGCGGCAUUGGUAUAUUCCGUACAAGCUGUGGUGAGCCGAAUAUUAUUUCAGAUUUUGUGCCAGUGGAUAUAGUCGUCCGCGCCAUGCUAAUCGCCACAUGUCGGAAGGCUGCUGAAGAAAGUAAUAAAGAUCAAAAGAAAAUGGAAAUUAUCAACUGUGCUGCAGCGAAAAUCUGUCCCAUACGGACCGGUGAAGUAAUUGAAAUUGGCAAGAAAGUUAUCAAGAAAACGCCGUUUGAAAAAACGUUAUGGGUACCGGGUGGCAGCAUAACACGUUGUGCAGUGUGGAAUUUUAUACGGUUCGUUACGUUACACGUUUUAAUGGCGAUUUUGGUCGAUAUUGCUUUGCGCUUUACAAAUACGAAACCAUUCCUUUUGAAGUUACAACGGCGCAUCUAUGCUGCUACUCUGGCAUUACAUUACUUUGUGACCACACAGUGGGACUUUAGGAACGAUAAUUUUUAUGAACUGGAUUCGUUUGUGGAAAAGGAUGAAAUUGGUGAAUUCGGCUUCUUACAAUACAGAGAUCUGGAUUACGAGGAAUUCUUUCGCAUGGGCAUUCAAGGCGCGAGAGUUUUCCUACUGAAUGAACCAGCCGAAUGUUCUCAGGGCGCGCUGACACGCAUGAAGAUCUAUAGAGUAUUGCAUUUUCUUAUAAACUUAAUUGGAGGUGUUCUAAUCAUACGCUUUGUAGCACGCUAUAUUUAUGGUAUGUUGUACAGUACCAUUUAGCUAGAGCUUGUUUUAUAAAAAACCAAAGCAUCUGUUUCCACUUUCUUUACUAUAAAUGUAUGUAAGUAAAUUAAAAUUUUAUAAAAAAAA
Messenger RNA from Ceratitis capitata (Mediterranean fruit fly), 1669 nucleotides. Its product is annotated as putative fatty acyl-CoA reductase CG5065. The transcript is spliced from 11 exons. Gene Ontology annotation, molecular function: alcohol-forming very long-chain fatty acyl-CoA reductase (NADP+) activity. Lineage: Eukaryota; Metazoa; Arthropoda; Insecta; Diptera; Tephritidae. The record is from RefSeq and is a predicted model, not a curated record. Gene Ontology annotation, biological process: long-chain fatty-acyl-CoA metabolic process. Gene Ontology annotation, cellular component: peroxisome. The coding region runs from base 86 to 1579 and encodes 497 amino acids.